AAUUAAAAAAAAUAAAAAAAAUAUAUAUUUGAUAUGAGUAGUGAAACAUCAGCAUAGUUUUUUAAUCUAAAAGAUAGUAUAAAUUAAAUGCUCUAAUAGUAAUUAAAAUUAUUAUAAAGGAGUAUUUUAAUUUGUGAGUAGUUGACUGGUAAAGACCUCAAAGAGUUAAGUUUUUUAGAAGAUUUAAUAGAUAGCUGUUAAUAUGCAUAAGAAAUUAAUAGUGAUUGCGCAAAAAUUAUAUAAAAUCUUCACUCUCUUUUGAAAAAUACUUUUUCAAAUCAAAAAUCUAACUAAAAUUUAAUCUCAUAACCCAACAAAAAUUUAUCUUAAUAAAAUUCUGGUAAUUUAAAUAGCAGCUACAAUAACCAAAUUGAAAUUUCAGAUUAAAGUUUGAUAAUUAUCAAACAAGAGGAUAUAGCAUAAACUUAAAUACCUCUUUUUGCUACAAAAUAGCUUGUUAAAAAUGUGUUUGGAUGCUAUAGGUAUCCUUAUGAUUACUUUUAUAGAAAAAUUCUUGGAUACUCAAAGCCUUACAAUAAUUGGAUUUAUUUGAAAUUUGUUCCAAAAGAUUAAAUUAAUGAAUUUAGAAGAUUCAAGCUUGAAGAGUUUUCUAAAUUUGAAGAAUUAUCUGGUUUAAUUGUACCAAAUUUCUUUAAAAAAGAAGAGUAUUAUAACUUAUAUAGCCAACAUUCAACGAGAUAAUAUAAAUUGACACUGAUAGAGCAACAGUAGCUAUAUUUAAUGUAUCACAGUAAAUAUUUUUCUUCUUAUGCAGAUAUUGCUAAUUUUUUCUGCAUAUAAUCUGCAUCAGGUAUAAGCAAAAACAUAUAUCUCUAUGAGAAGCACUUAAGUUAAAGUCAAAAUGAAUAGUAAUGA
Molecule: messenger RNA, 876 nt
Organism: Tetrahymena thermophila SB210
Lineage: Eukaryota; Ciliophora; Oligohymenophorea; Hymenostomatida; Tetrahymenidae
Exons: 2
Source: RefSeq, a predicted model, not a curated record